UCUGCAUAGCAGCGCAUGAUUUCAAAAGAAGUAGGCAGCUUCUCCGCUGCAAACCCCCUCAGUGCCAAGGGGAAACGAACCCAGGCCACGGGGCCGGGCUGCAGGCCAGAGCGGGCGCGGCCGCGGGCGCGGUGCCCCCGCGCAGCGGGCGCCGGGAGGGUUCCGCCAUCGGCGCACCUGCGGCGGCCGCAGAGCUGGGUCGGCACGGCGCGGAGCGGUAGGACCAUGGGCACCACAGCGGGGCAGCAGCUUCGAGCACUCUUCUACGUGGUGCCACCCGGAGAGAGCUCCUUCCGCACUCUAGACGAGGUGCCCGACUACGUAGAGAAGGUGAGAGCCCCCUCCCCUCCCCUUUCCCGGCAGCAUCCUUUGCCGGCUUCUCCGCCCACCCUGCGCCGAGGCACCACCUGCCUUUUUCCAGAGGACUGGGGAAGAUGCGACCGCAAAAGGACACCCAAAAGUAUUCCAUUCUUCAUUGCUUUUAUUGUGUUGGAGUUUGCUGUCAGCUGGGUUCAGCAGCGUAAACUGCCAGGUCGGAUCAAUGAUGGCAUAAGUUCUCUUUCAUUGGGUAUCCUGUCUCGACUUCCAGAUGUUUUAUUUAGAAGUGUUGACCUAGUUAGUUACGUCUAUGUAUGGAAUAACUACAAACUCUUCGAACUGCCCUGGGACUCACACUGGACAUGGUAUUUAACAUUUCUGGGAGUGGACUUUGCAUACUACUGGUUUCACCGCGUCAGUCAUGAGGUUAAUAUACUAUGGGCAGCACACCAGGUACAUCAUAGUUCUGAAGAUUACAACUUGUUCACAGCCCUGAGACAAUCCUGUCUGCAGAGAUACACCUCCUGGAUGUUCAACUUACCCAUGGCUCUUUUCAUUCCACCAUCAGUGUUUGCUGUUCAUCUGCAAUUUAAUCUACUUUACCAGUUUUGGAUACAUACAGAGGUUAUCACUAAUAUUGGUCCAUUGGAGUGGAUUCUUAAUACUCCUAGUCAUCACAGAGUUCAUCAUGGUAGAAAUCCCUACUGCAUUGACAAAAAUUAUGGUGGCACACUCAUUAUCUGGGACAGGAUAUUUGGAGCAUUUGAGGCAGAAGAUGCUAAAGUUGUAUAUGGCUUAACACAUCCAGUAAAUUCAUUUGAACCCAUCCUGCUCCAGUUACGUCCCUUGGCUCAUAUUUGGAAUACGUUUUGGGCCACACCUGGAUUCUGCAAUAAGCUUUCUGUCAUAUUCAAAGGGCCAGGCUGGGGACCAGGCAAACCUAGACUUGGCCUUCCUGAGGAAAUCCCAGCGGUCACUGGAAACGAAGUUCCCUUCAAUCCAAGUGUACCAGCUUAUCUUAACUGCUAUGCAGUGGUACAUUUUGCUGUAAUAAUGGAGUUGUAUAUUGAUCUUCUUGCUACUGUGACUACAUUAUCACAGCAAACUAUUCUACUGAGAAUUGGCAUUAUCAUUCUAUCCCUGACUUCUUUUGGAUUUCUUAUGGAGAGCAGACCCAAAGCAGGAAUUUUGGAAAUCAUCCGCUGUGCAGUCUUCUUAGGAGCAUACAAAAUUGGCUACUUAAGAAAUCAGCUUUCUUUGUUGGACUACGCUUAUGAAGUGUUGUUUUCUCUCUGCAUUGCAUUCUGGGGAAUUCAAACUAUGAGACGGAUUACUUCAUCUAAAGAUAAACAUCUUUGAAAGAGCAGAUCUGACACCGCUUGAAUUAUGGAAACAGUGCUUUGGAAUAGCCUUCCUUGGAAUUAAUUAGCUAUGACUUACUGAAUCAUACAUAUUACAUAAAUAUAAUAAUACAUACAUUUUUCAUAUGAUAGGAGGGGUUUGAUUUCAUAUGAAUGUUUGAAAGAUUCAUUGGGAAGUGAAUUUAUUUUUAUUUGAUUUUUAAAAUAUUUAAUUUACCUCUCUAUUUAAAUAAAAUGUUCAUUCAUAAUGUA
Molecule: messenger RNA, 1931 nt
Organism: Gallus gallus (chicken)
Lineage: Eukaryota; Metazoa; Chordata; Aves; Galliformes; Phasianidae
Gene: AGMO
Product: alkylglycerol monooxygenase
Exons: 13
Coding region: 16-1677 (553 amino acids)
Biological process (GO): lipid biosynthetic process
Cellular component (GO): endoplasmic reticulum
Molecular function (GO): oxidoreductase activity; iron ion binding
Source: RefSeq, a predicted model, not a curated record